Molecule: messenger RNA, 237 nt
Organism: Aspergillus affinis
Lineage: Eukaryota; Fungi; Ascomycota; Eurotiomycetes; Eurotiales; Aspergillaceae
Product: putative small nuclear ribonucleoprotein SmG
Exons: 5
Coding region: 1-237 (78 amino acids)
Biological process (GO): spliceosomal snRNP assembly; mRNA splicing, via spliceosome
Cellular component (GO): U12-type spliceosomal complex; SMN-Sm protein complex; spliceosomal tri-snRNP complex
Molecular function (GO): RNA binding
Source: RefSeq, a predicted model, not a curated record
AUGCCUCAAGCUCAGCCGGAAUUGAAAAAGUACAUGGAAAAGCGGAUCUUUUGCCAAUUGAACGGCAACCGCAAAGUCAUUGGUAUUCUGCGAGGUUACGAUGUUUUCAUGAACAUUGUUCUCGACGAGGCUUUUGAAGAGAAGCCCGGCGGUGAGAAGGUCGCUGCUGGCAUGGUGGUCAUCCGCGGUAACUCCGUCGUCAUGCUUGAGGCUCUGGAACGGAUAAGCGAGAAAUAA